AUGAAUUUUAGUUAAGAAUAAAAUAAAGAAACAAGUAUUUUUUACAAAUCAAAACUUUGUACUCAUUGGUCAACAAGUAAUUUUAUAUAUUAUAUAUAUUUUAGAAGGACAUUGUGCUAAAUAAGAAAAAUGUAAUUAUGCUCAUGGAGAAACUGAAUUGCGAAAUAUACCACAAGAAUAUUUGACUCAUACUCAACCUAAUAAUUCUAGUGCUUUUUCUAUUAAUAAUGAAGGACAAACUAAUAUGGCUGUGAUUUAAUAAAAUUCAAUAUAAGGAUAACUUUUAAAUCCUUUUUGGAAAACUAAAAUUUGUAAUUUCUAUCUUCAGGGAAAAUGUAGAAAUAUUAUUGAUUGUAAUUAUGCUCAUGUUGAAGAUGAACUUAGAGAUACUACUAGUUAAGCAUGUUAAUCAAUUUAAAACAUACUUAAAUUAUAAGAUCCUGUUUAUAGAUUAUAAUUACUAAACUAUAAUGCUUAAUUUUAAAGAAAUCUUUUGGAACGUGCCAAAACCAUAUUUGAUUAAAUAAGGAAAAUGGAAUUAAUACACAAAAAUAAUAAUGAUAUAUAAGAUAUGCUUGAAAUAGCAAAAGUAUUAGUAUUCUAAAAAGAAAUCGAAUAGGCAACUUUGAAAAUCAUUGAAAUAAUGUCUUUAGCUGAUUUAACUUUAGAUGAAAGAGAAUAACAUUAAGAAAUAAAAAGUAAAAUUAAAGAAUCAUUUGAAAUCCCUUAAAUUUAAUUUCCAACCACAUUUUAAUAUCCUCCUGAAGAUAUUGAAAAAGUGAAAUAAUUAAUGGAAUAAGAAUAGGGAUAACGAUUACCAAUACCUAUGAUACCUACAAUCAAACCAUUUCCUAAUCAUUAGUAAAUUUACUAAGAUAGAUGUAGAAACCAAAAAUUAACAUGA
This is a messenger RNA of Paramecium primaurelia, 904 nucleotides long. The record is from the annotation of a GenBank genome assembly. NCBI's taxonomy places the organism in Eukaryota, Ciliophora, Oligohymenophorea, Peniculida, Parameciidae.